This is a messenger RNA of Rotaria sp. Silwood2, 1194 nucleotides long. Lineage: Eukaryota; Metazoa; Rotifera; Eurotatoria; Philodinida; Philodinidae. The record is from the annotation of a GenBank genome assembly.
AUGGAUUCUGAAGCAGCUCGUUUUUACAACAAACUACUCUUGGAUAAAUUUGCUAACAAUCUUGAUUUUGUUCCUCUACCAGGUGACUAUCAGGGAACUGAAUAUGGAACAUAUUUCGAAUUAUUUUCCAACGAAACGGCACGACUCAAAGCUUAUAUCAUCAAUUUAGCAAAAGAUCCGAAAUGGAUUGAGCAUCCUGAGCAAGGUCUUUCUCAAUUUGAUCCGAGCAUCUACCAAUUUACAUUUGAACAUUAUAGUAGUUUGGCGUCGAUAUCAACGGAUGAAUUUCCCAAAAUUAAACAAUGGGCACAAAAACAUUUAGAUUACCUUAUGGAAGAAGUCAAUCAGACGACUGAUCGCCUAUUAAUCGAUCCCAGAGAUAAGGAAAAGUCGAUCUACGAAAAAAUGAUUAUUAUUGGCAAACAUCCAAGUCAACAAUGGUCUUCAAAAGAAGAAAUGAUUGAAGCACACGAAACAAGCUUAGCUAAAUAUCGUCAAAUUUUCAUUGAUAAAUAUGGUUUCAAAGAAUUUAAUUCACCAGGUAUUGUUGUUCUCAACAAUCCGAUGUUGACAGGUGGCUAUUACUAUAAAGAUAAAUUCUAUUUGAAUGUUUACAAUUGGAUCGAUGGUACUUUCAAGUAUGAAGUAGAAAGUCUCACUUUACACGAAACAAUACCUGGUCAUCACAUGCAAUUGGACAUCUCCUAUCAUUCACCACACCGUAACUAUUUGGCAGCCAUAGAUUCGCCACUGUGCAACGGGUUCAUUGAGGGUUGGGGUCUCUUCUCUGAACAUCUUGGCGACAUGCUUUUCGAAGAUCAAUGGGCCUAUUUCGGCUAUUUGCAAGCGAAUAUUUUGCGAACAUUUCGGGUCAUUGCCGAUAUUCUUCUUCAUGUAGAAGGGCAAACUCCAUCACAGGUGAUCGAAUUAGCCAAACAAUACUUAACUACCAAUGAAGAGAGUAUCACGGCAGAAAUUUAUCGAUAUCGCGUUCUUCCUGGUCAAGCGUGUGGGUAUAAGAUCGGCUUAGAAGUAUUCAAGCACAUUGUUAAACACAAGUUCAACGUUGAUCAAAUGAAAGAUCUCAUUCGAUCGGACCUACUCGAAUGGUACAAAGACGUGUUGUGGAAAGCAGAACAACCAUUAGAUCUAUUAUUGCGUGAAAAUCGAUUACAAUGGUCGUUUGAUGAAUAA